AUGGGGAAUCGAAUAAUGCAUCGCAUGGAUGGAGGGAUGGAUGAGAAAGGAGGAAGCAACAGCGAGGGAACGGAAGGGGCGGGGUUGCCUGUAUUGCUGAUUCUGGGCAAGGCGCUGCGCAUCGUGCUGACGUACGCCAGGGACGAGAAUCUGGGGGCUCUGGGCGGCAAGGAGGCGGUGCGGCUGUUGCUGCACCACGUGCAGGCAGCGGUGUCAGAGGCGAUCCUCUUUGGCCUCGUGCGCUGCAAGCGCCCCCUCAACUGCACCUCCUGCCCCGCCCACGCCGCCGCCGCUGCUGCCAAGGUUGCACCCUCUGCUGCGCCUGCCGCUGCUGAGUAG
Closterium sp. NIES-65 is the source of this 339-nucleotide messenger RNA. Lineage: Eukaryota; Viridiplantae; Streptophyta; Zygnematophyceae; Desmidiales; Closteriaceae. The record is from the annotation of a GenBank genome assembly.